This is a messenger RNA of Mugil cephalus (flathead mullet), 7789 nucleotides long. RefSeq lists its product as uncharacterized. The coding region runs from base 1 to 7650 and encodes 2549 amino acids. NCBI's taxonomy places the organism in Eukaryota, Metazoa, Chordata, Actinopteri, Mugiliformes, Mugilidae. The record is from RefSeq and is a predicted model, not a curated record. The transcript has 28 exons.
AUGACAGAGGAGACCCAGGAUGAACUACCCCAUGGUAUUCAUCAGCACUGUGAUACUGCUGCUUAUUUCGACUACUGGGGUAAAGGAACGACAGUCACAGUAACUUCAGGAACUCCUGCACCAACUGUUCGACCAAAGCUUUUCCCUCUGGGUCAGUGUGAUUCUGGGGCUGGAGAUCAGGUCACUUUUGGUUGUCUCGCUCAUGACUUCAACCCAGGGAGUCUUACUUUUACGUGGACCGACCAAAGAGGAACCAGUUUGGAUUCUCAACAAUAUAUUUCAGGACCAAAUAAUAACAAAUAUACAGGAGUCAGUGUGAUCAAAGUGUCCAGAUCUGAUACACUUUCUUUGUCUUACAAUUGUGCUGUGACUCACCCUGGAGGAAAUGGACGUGUGCAGCUUUACAAAUCAAUUCCACCAAAGGUAACUUUGCUAUCAACACCAACUGGAGACAAACAGACUCUGGUGUGUACUGCUGAGGAGUUUUACCCUGGAAAAGUGGAAUUCAGCUGGAAAAAGAAUGGAAACACUGUCACUGGCUUCACUGCUUGGAGCCCCAAAGACGUUCAAAAUGUAUAUUCAUCUAUCAGUGUCCUGAAAGUCAACAAAAGAGACUGGGACAGUAAAGCUGUGUACACUUGUGAGGUGACCCACAAAGGACAAAAAUAUACCAAAAAGAUCUCAGAAGCUCCAUUCACAGUGACACUGAAAUCUCCAAAUCCUAUAAAAGUGUUUAACAACAACCAGGUAGAGUUGGAGUGUGUCGUGAGUGGAGAGGAUGGAACCAUUAUCUCUGAAACUACAAUCACUUGGCAGAUCAAUGGACAGACUGUGACAAACAACAUUAAUACACAAGCUAGCACAAAGAGCAAAACUAGCAAACUGACUCAAAGUCUCACUGAGUGGAAGAGUGUCAACACAGUGAGAUGUUCUGCCACCAGAGGAGAUAUGACACCAGUUAUCCAAGAGCUGACUGUGAACAAAGGAAAUGGGACAAGUCCAACAGUGACAGUACACACACUGCCAGAGAACAUCAUUGACAAUAGAGGCUCAGCUGAGGUCACUCUGGUGUGUCUGGUCUCCAGUCCUGUGCUGCAGGAUCACUACAUCACCUGGUCAGAAGAUGCUGGAGGCUUCACUGAUGGCACCAGUUUCCCUCCACAGAAGACCACAGAUGGCUACUCAGUUACAAGUCUUUACAUCACCACCAAGGAAAAGUGGAACCAGAACAAGAUGUUCUACUGUAACGUCAGGUCUGCUGGUAGCGAUCAGCCUAUAAGAAGUCGAGGAGUGUCUAAGGCCACAGCUCCAUUCACUGUGACACUGAAAUCUCCAAAUCCCAUAAAAGUGUUUAACAACAGCCAGGUAGAGUUGGAGUGUGUCGUGAGUGGAGAGGAUGGAACCAUUAUCUCUGAAACUACAAUCGCUUGGCAGAUCAAUGGACAGACUGUGACAAACAAUAUUAAUACAAAAGCUGACACAAAGAGCAAAACCAGCAAACUGACUCAAAGUCUCACUGAGUGGAAGAGUGUCAACACAGUGAGAUGCUCUGCCACCAGAGGAGAUAUGACACCAGUUAUCCAAGAGCUGACUGUGAACAAAGGAAAUGGGACAAGUCCAACAGUGACAGUACACACACUGCCAGAGAACAUCAUUGACAAUAGAGGCUCAGCUGAGGUCACUCUGGUGUGUCUGGUCUCCAGUCCUGUGCUGCAGGAUCACUACAUCACCUGGUCAGAAGAUGCUGGAGGCUUCACUGAUGGCACCAGUUUCCCUCCACAGAAGACCACAGAUGGCUACUCAGUUACAAGUCUUUACAUCACCACCAAGGAAAAAUGGAACCAGAACAAGAUGUUCUAUUGUAACGUCAGGUCUGCUGGUCGCGAUCAGCCUAUAAGAAGUCGAGGAGUGUCUAAGGCCACAGCUCCAUUCACUGUGACACUGAAAUCUCCAAAUCCCAUAAAAGUGUUUAACAACAGCCAGGUAGAGUUGGAGUGUGUCGUGAGUGGAGAGGAUGGAACCAUUGUCUCUGAAACUACAAUCACUUGGCAGAUCAAUGGACAGACUGUGACAAACAACAUUAAUACACAAGCUGACACAAAGAGCAAAACCAGCAAACUGACUCAAAGUCUCACUGAGUGGAAGAGUGUCAACACAGUGAGAUGUUCUGCCACCAGAGGAGAUAUGACACCAGUUAUCCAAGAGCUGACUGUGAACAAAGGAGAUGGGACAAGUCCAACAGUGACAGUACACACACUGCCAGAGAACAUCAUUGACAAUAGAGGCUCAGCUGAGGUCACUCUGGUGUGUCUGGUCUCCAGUCCUGUGCUGCAGGAUCACUACAUCACCUGGUCAGAAGAUGCCGGAGGCUUCACUGAUGGCACCAGUUUCCCUCCACAGAAGACCACAGAUGGCUACUCAGUUACAAGUCUUUACAUCACCACCAAGGAAAAGUGGAACCAGAACAAGAUGUUCUACUGUAACGUCAGGUCUGCUGGUCGCGAUCAGCCUAUAAAAAGUCCAGGAGUGUCUAAGGCCACAGCUCCAUUCACAGUGACACUGAAAUCUCCAAAUCCUAUAAAAGUGUUCAACAACAACCAGGUGGAGUUGGAGUGUGUGGUGAGUGGAGAGGACAGAACCGUUGUCUCUGAAACUACAAUCACUUGGCAGAUCAAUGGACGGACUGUGACAAAAAACAUUAAUACACAAGCUAGCACAAAGAGCAAAACCAGCAAACUGACUCAAAGUCUCACUGAGUGGAAGAGUGUCAACACAGUGAGAUGUUCUGCUGCCAGAGGAGAUAUGACACCAGUUAUCCAAGAGCUGACUGUGAACAAAGGAAAUGGGACAAGUCCAACAGUGACAGUACACACACUGCCAGAGAACAUCAUUGACAAUAGAGGCUCAGCUGAGGUCACUCUGGUGUGUCUGGUCUCCAGUCCUGUGCUGCAGGAUCACUACAUCACCUGGUCAGAAGAUGCUGGAGGCUUCACUGAUGGCACCAGUUUCCCUCCACAGAAGACCACAGAUGGCUACUCAGUUACAAGUCUUUACAUCACCACCAAGGAAAAAUGGAACCAGAACAAGAUGUUCUAUUGUAACGUCAGGUCUGCUGGUCGCGAUCAGCCUAUAAGAAGUCGAGGAGUGUCUAAGGCCACAGCUCCAUUCACUGUGACACUGAAAUCUCCAAAUCCCAUAAAAGUGUUUAACAACAGCCAGGUAGAGUUGGAGUGUGUCGUGAGUGGAGAGGAUGGAACCAUUGUCUCUGAAACUACAAUCGCUUGGCAGAUCAAUGGACAGACUGUGACAAACAAUAUUAAUACAAAAGCUGACACAAAGAGCAAAACCAGCAAACUGACUCAAAGUCUCACUGAGUGGAAGAGUGUCAACACAGUGAGAUGCUCUGCCACCAGAGGAGAUAUGACACCAGUUAUCCAAGAGCUGACUGUGAAUAAAGGAGAUGGGACAAGUCCAACAGUGACAGUACACACACUGCCAGAGAACAUCAUUGACAAUAGAGGCUCAGCUGAGGUCACUCUGGUGUGUCUGGUCUCCAGUCCUGUGCUGCAGGAUCACUACAUCACCUGGUCAGAAGAUGCUGGAGGCUUCACUGAUGGCACCAGUUUCCCUCCACAGAAGACCACAGAUGGCUACUCAGUUACAAGUCUUUACAUCACCACCAAGGAAAAGUGGAACCAGAACAAGAUGUUCUACUGUAACGUCAGGUCUGCUGGUCGCGAUCAGCCUAUAAGAAGUCGAGGAGUGUCUAAGGCCACAGCUCCAUUCACAGUGACACUGAAAUCUCCAAAUCCCAUAAAAGUGUUUAACAACAGCCAGGUAGAGUUGGAGUGUGUGGUGAGUGGAGAGGAUGGAAGCAUAAUCUCUGAAACUACAAUCACUUGGCAGAUCAAUGGACAGACUGUGACAAACAAUAUUAAUACAAAAGCUGACACAAAGAGCAAAACCAGCAAACUGACUCAAAGUCUCACUGAGUGGAAGACUGUCAACACAGUGAGAUGUUCUGCCACCAGAGGAGAUAUGACACCAGUUAUCCAAGAGCUGACUGUGAAUAAAGGAGAUGGGACAAGUCCAACAGUGACAGUACACACACUGCCAGAGAACAUCAUUGACAAUAGAGGCUCAGCUGAGGUCACUCUGGUGUGUCUGGUCUCCAGUCCUGUGCUGCAGGAUCACUACAUCACCUGGUCAGAAGAUGCUGGAGGCUUCACUGAUGGCACCAGUUUCCCUCCACAGAAGACCACAGAUGGCUACUCAGUUACAAGUCUUUACAUCACCACCAAGGAAAAAUGGAACCAGAACAAGAUGUUCUACUGUAACGUCAGGUCUGCUGGUCGCGAUCAGCCUAUAAGAAGUCGAGGAGUGUCUAAGGCCACAGCUCCAUUCACAGUGACACUGAAAUCUCCAAAUCCUAUAAAAGUGUUUAACAACAACCAGGUAGAGUUGGAGUGUGUCGUGAGUGGAGAGGAUGGAACCAUUGUCUCUGAAACUAAUAUGGCUUGGCAGGUCAAUGGACAGACUGUGACAAACAACAUUAAUUUAAAAGCUGGCACAAAGAGCAAAACCAGCAAACUGACUCAAAGUCUCACUGAGUGGAAGAGUGUCAACACAGUGAGAUGUUCUGCCGCCAGAGGAGAUAUGACACCAGUUAUCCAAGAGCUGACUGUGAACAAAGGAAAUGGGACAAGUCCAACAGUGACAGUACACACACUGCCAGAGAACAUCAUUGACAAUAGAGGCUCAGCUGAGGUCACUCUGGUGUGUCUGGUCUCCAGUCCUGUGCUGCAGGAUCACUACAUCACCUGGUCAGAAGAUGCUGGAGGCUUCACUGAUGGCACCAGUUUCCCUCCACAGAAGACCACAGAUGGCUACUCAGUUACAAGUCUUUACAUCACCACCAAGGAAAAGUGGAACCAGAACAAGAUUUUCUACUGUAACGUCAGGUCUGCUGGUAGCGAUCAGCCUAUAAGAAGUCGAGGAGUGUCUAAGGCCAUAGCUCCAUUCACAGUGACACUGAAAUCUCCAAAUCCUAUAAAAGUGUUUAACAACAACCAGGUAGAGUUGGAGUGUGUCGUGAGUGGAGAGGAUGGAACCAUUGUCUCUGAAACUACAAUCGCUUGGCAGGUCAAUGGAAAGCCUGUGACAAACAACAUUAAUUUAAAAGCUGGCACAAAGAGCAAAACCAGCAAACUGACUCAAAGUCUCACUGAGUGGAAGAGUGUCAACACAGUGAGAUGUUCUGCCGCCAGAGGAGAUAUGACACCAGUUAUCCAAGAGCUGACUGUGAAUAAAGGAGAUGGGACAAGUCCAACAGUGACAGUACACACACUGCCAGAGAACAUCAUUGACAAUAGAGGCUCAGCUGAGGUCACUCUGGUGUGUCUGGUCUCCAGUCCUGUGCUGCAGGAUCACUACAUCACCUGGUCAGAAGAUGCUGGAGGCUUCACUGAUGGCACCAGUUUCCCUCCACAGAAGACCACAGAUGGCUACUCAGUUACAAGUCUUUACAUCACCACCAAGGAAAAGUGGAACCAGAACAAGAUUUUCUACUGUAACGUCAGGUCUGCUGGUAGCGAUCAGCCUAUAAGAAGUCGAGGAGUGUCUAAGGCCAUAGCUCCAUUCACAGUGACACUGAAAUCUCCAAAUCCUAUAAAAGUGUUUAACAACAACCAGGUAGAGUUGGAGUGUGUCGUGAGUGGAGAGGAUGGAACCAUUGUCUCUGAAACUACAAUCGCUUGGCAGGUCAAUGGAAAGCCUGUGACAAACAACAUUAAUUUAAAAGCUGGCACAAAGAGCAAAACCAGCAAACUGACUCAAAGUCUCACUGAGUGGAAGAGUGUCAACACAGUGAGAUGUUCUGCCGCCAGAGGAGAUAUGACACCAGUUAUCCAAGAGCUGACUGUGAACAAAGGAAAUGGGACAAGUCCAACAGUGACAGUACACACACUGCCAGAGAACAUCAUUGACAAUAGAGGCUCAGCUGAGGUCACUCUGGUGUGUCUGGUCUCCAGUCCUGUGCUGCAGGAUCACUACAUCACCUGGUCAGAAGAUGCUGGAGGCUUCACUGAUGGCACCAGUUUCCCUCCACAGAAGACCACAGAUGGCUACUCAGUUACAAGUCUUUACAUCACCACCAAGGAAAAGUGGAACCAAAACAAGAUGUUCUACUGUAACGUCAGGUCUGCUGGUAGCGAUCAGUCUAUAAGAAGUCGAGAAGUGUCUAAGGCCACAGCUCCAUUCACAGUGACACUGAAAUCUCCAAAUCCUAUAAAAGUGUUUAACAACAACCAGGUAGAGUUGGAGUGUGUCGUGAGUGGAGAGGAUGGAACCAUUGUCUCUGAAACUAAUAUGGCUUGGCAGGUCAAUGGAAAGCCUGUGACAAACAACAUUAAUUUAAAAGCUGGCACAAAGAGCAAAACCAGCAAACUGACUCAAAGUCUCACUGAGUGGAAGAGUGUCAACACAGUGAGAUGUUCUGCCGCCAGAGGAGAUAUGACACCAGUUAUCCAAGAGCUGACUGUGAACAAAGGAAAUGGGACAAGUCCAACAGUGACAGUACACACACUGCCAGAGAACAUCAUUGACAAUAGAGGCUCAGCUGAGGUCACUCUGGUGUGUCUGGUCUCCAGUCCUGUGCUGCAGGAUCACUACAUCACCUGGUCAGAAGAUGCUGGAGGCUUCACUGAUGGCACCAGUUUCCCUCCACAGAAGACCACAGAUGGCUACUCAGUUACAAGUCUUUACAUCACCACCAAGGAAAAGUGGAACCAGAACAAGAUUUUCUACUGUAACGUCAGGUCUGCUGGUAGCGAUCAGCCUAUAAGAAGUCGAGGAGUGUCUAAGGCCACAGCUCUAUUCACAGUGAGACUGAACUCCCCAAAUCCCAAAAGAAUAUUCACCAGCAAUGAGGUAGAGCUGGAGUGUAACGUCACUGGACAGGACGCCACCGUUGUCUCUGAAACUACAAUCACUUGGCAGAUCAAUGGACGGACUGUGACAAACAACAUUAAUACACAAAAUAUCACACAAGGCAAAACCAGCAAACUGACUCAAAGUCUCACUGAAUGGAAGAGUGUCAACACAGUGAGAUGUUCUGCCACCAGAGGAGAGAUGACACCAGUUACUCAAGAGCUGACUGUGAACAAAGGAAAUGCGACAAACACAAAUGUUUCAGUUCACAUCCUUCCAGACAAGUUCACUGAAAACUCAGCUGAGGUCACUCUGGUGUGUCUGGUCUCCAGUCCUGUGCUGCAGGAUUACUACAUCGCCUGGAAAGAAGAUGGUGGAGUCUUCACUGAUGGCACCAGUUUCCCUCCACAGAAGACCAAAGAUGGCUACUCAGUUACAAGUCUUUACAUCACUACCAAGGAAAAGUGGGACAAGCACAAGACGUUCCACUGUAACGUCUGGUCUGCUGGUAGCGAUGGUCCUAUGAAACCUCAAGGAGUGUCUAAGGCCACGGAUUGUGCUUUAAAGUCAGAAUCAGGAUUUGCUGUGAACUGCACGGACAAUGUCACUGAAGAGGAUGAGUUCAGCAGCCUGUGGUUCACAUCCUCCUCCUUCAUAGUCCUCUUCAUAUUCUCUCUCAUCUAUAGCAUCAUAUUCAGCCUGAUCAAGGUCAAAAAACACUGAAGGAUGGAUUGGAAGCAUCAAUCUUUUUCAUUUAACAUGUACAUAAUCAUUUAUCUGCUAAAUCAAUAUCUAUCUAUCUAUCUAUCUAUCUAUCUAUCUAUCUAUCUAUCUAUCUAUCUAUCUAUCUAUCUAUCUAUCU